This is a messenger RNA of Anarrhichthys ocellatus (wolf-eel), 1277 nucleotides long. Its product is annotated as P2X purinoceptor 7-like. The transcript has 2 exons. The annotation marks the transcript as partial. Gene Ontology annotation, molecular function: purinergic nucleotide receptor activity; ATP binding; monoatomic ion channel activity. Gene Ontology annotation, biological process: monoatomic ion transport. NCBI's taxonomy places the organism in Eukaryota, Metazoa, Chordata, Actinopteri, Perciformes, Anarhichadidae. The record is from RefSeq and is a predicted model, not a curated record. Gene Ontology annotation, cellular component: membrane.
CUGCAGUGCGUCCUCUGCGUGUCCUAUGUAGAUGAGAGACACGUCCGACUGGUGAAGAGAUCUCGGAAGAAAAGUUUACAACACGUCAAACCGACGUCUGUUCGGCGGCACAAGGAGGACGGUGGACACCUGAGAGCCGCCGUCUGUCUGCUCCAGCCGGGUAUCGCCGUGGACCCCGACGCUCCCGACCAUAAACCCGCCUCCGACCCCGAACUCCGCCUCCACCCUCCGGCCUGGUGUAAGUGCGGCCGCUGCGCUCCCUCCUCCCUCCCCCAGGAGGAGCUGUGCUGCCGGUGGGGCGCCGGCGCCUGCGUCGCCUCGUCGCCGACGUUCGAGCGGCUCGUGUUGCGUCGCCCCCUGCUGGAGGCCGUCCUCCUGUACCGGGACCCGCUAUCCUCGCCGCCCGUCGGCCAAGGCCGGACCGCCGCCCUGCGUCACUGCGCCUACGCUCAGUACGUCAGCUGGAGGUUCGGGGUCCCGCCCGACGACGCCCAGCCCACCAUCCCCAGCUGCUGUGUGCGGAGGGUCCGGGAGGAGUACCCGAGUCCGGACGGACAGUACAGCGGCUUCAGGCCCGCCAGGAUGGCGUCCAUGCAGGCGUGCGCUAACGGGGAGCUGUGAGAGGAGAGAUCACACCUUACUGACCCACUAGCAGGGUUUCUGUGCUCAAUCUGCCUUACAAAAAUAAAACUAUUGCUAAUCAUUGGCAGCUUGCAUUCCGUCAGAGUCAAUACAUCUCUGCACUUUCUAACAUUAUCUGUCGUUUUUCUCAGAUUCACUCCCUUUAAAGCAGCUUUUUAACCUUUUCUUAGGGCAGAAAUAUCAUGUUUAACAUCACUAACAUACUCGGACAAAAGAUUUCUCCUGCCAGGAAUGUGUUCACAUCCGGAAAGAUGAAGAGUUUUGUUCAUGGGAGUGUUGAAGAUGGGAUUUUAACGCCUGAGAGAGCUCAUAACAAAACCUCCCUGAUCUCGAUUCUUUAAUCCGUAACAAACAGAAAUGUGAAAACAACAGUUUGUGGCUUUACGGAGAGUUACGAGCUGAAACUAUUUCUUGUUUACUAAAAGUCGGGUGAACAGAAUUACAGUCGUCACAGAGUCGUUCAGAUUAUGAGACAAUAAUGUUCCUCUGAGCACAAAGAAGGAAAGUGACCCACCACCUCUCCUAUCAGAGCAAGACACCGACUUUAUAUACUUAAACCUCUUUUUGUGACUUUGUGUUCAUUUCAGUUCUCUUUGUGGUAAUUUUGUGUCUCUUUGUGGUAAUUUUGUGUCUCU